AUUAGUUUGCGCCAUAGUGCUACGACAUAUGCAUACGUCUUUGCUUCAGGCUGGUGGUGUGGUAGUAGACUGGAAGAAGUUUACUUUUUGAGCGACGUGAUUCAGAUUGUGACUUUAUUCUUUUCCUUAUGUGAAGUUGAAGAUGAUGAUCUUAGUUGGCAGCCUAUUUUUGAUUAUGAUUUUUUGGUAGCAUUCUUUCUGGAAGAAACAUGGCCGUGGUUCUUUCCCCACCUCUGCAUCCCUCUGCGGAUCAUCACCAUGAGGCUUUCAAAAAUACGGGCUUUCCCGCUCAUCUGUCAAGGCAGAACUUUUCUGGAGCCAGCCAGCUGCUUUCGCAGCAGGGGAAAAUAGUCGACGAUCUCACCGGCUUCCUCGCGUAUUUAGAGGCUUUCCCGAGGCAAGCAGCGUCCGACCAUAUUACCGUGGACGUCUACGUCCAGGCGCUGGUGAGCGAGUUGCUGGUUUGCUUGCAGCCAGGGGAGCGCAAAGGCAUCGCCGACCGGAUCGACCGCUGGGAAGCGCAGAGACUGCAUGACUUGCGCCUGGAAGCCGAGAAGGAGAAAAAUGUGAAGGACACACUGGAUCACGAUGUGACGCUUCCUCCCUCGAAAGAAGCAGGGGAAAAGAAAAACAUACGGAAUCACGGCAAGAUCGUACAAAAAAGUGGCAACUUUUUAGCAGAAGGUCUAGAGGCCGAGAAGGUAGAGGACGAGAACCGGUUUGUGGAAAAAGAAGCGGGGGAGAUUGAUGUUGGUAUAACCGAGCCUGGAGCGAAUGCAGAGUUUUUGAGUACACUCGGUGGGGUUGUCGAACUCGUCGAUCCUGUAGAGCCAAUCGAGGAUAGCUCAGCAUUGCGUGCGAGAAGACGGAACGAAGAAAAAUUAAGACUAGUAACACAAUAUAGAUGUAAGUACUUACUCAAUUCGUAAUCGUACUCGUGUCGUAGAAGUAGGUACGUAGAAGAAUUCUCAGAAGGUGGGAGCAUCAUGAAAACACCCUGGAAGAAUUAUUAGAAAAAGAAAGUUUGGUGCAAGAGUAAAGAACGACUACCGAGAUGCUUCGGCUCCUGAAGUAACUGGAUAGUUUUAGUUGUGAGUGCUUAAGUAUUAGCACUAGCAGGAUAUCCUCGUCUAAAGAAAGCGAAUUUGUUGGCGGAUCCGAGCAGUUAUGCCGAGCACAAUCGGAACAAGAAAGAUGGGAAGUUAGACAAAGAGGAAAAGGAGGAACUUAUGGCCACCGUUGCCGCAUCAGUAGAGCACAUGGUCGGACUCGCACACGGCAUUGGAGGUCGGAUUACCGAGGAUAACAAGGUUCUGGACUCAUUGAAUUCGAAGCUAGAUUCGCAGAAUGACGCUUUGCAAGUGAAGAACAAGACCGCGCGGGACAUGCUCUGGAGUAGCAAAUUAAGAUAAUAGAUAUUAACUCUAAAAAUUGCUGUUCAUCGUCUUCAUUCUGUUGAGUAAUUGGUUUGUCUUCGUAGUAGCAGACGGCACAGGAGAGUCCUAGGCAGCUUUUCUCGCUCCGUCUAGAUUCGGGUCAUCAGAAUUUGUUAGUCCUCUUGAGUAAAAAUAGAAUGUCACCUGCAUCAACCACAACUUCUCCCUCUCUAAGCAGCAUGGGCUUCAUGACGCAGAUGUUCCUGUUUGCAUUGUCGAUCACGAUUUUUUUUGGGAUGACCAGUUUUAUUCUCGCUACCAAGAUUAUCAACUGGUAAGCUGUCCUGGGCAGUGUCCUAAGCACGACGGCCGUGUCCUUGUGUGUCUUUGUUGUGAGAAGAUAAACCGCAAGAGCGGUCCUUGUUGGACGCUUUUGGAGCAAUUACAGUGAAACACCUUUGGUGGACGUUUUGACACACAUGGAUCUUCCAAAAUUAUCACUAUAAGUAAGUUUUUAGUACCCCACGCCUUCAGCCAUUCCGAGCAAGCACACCCACAGACAAUGUAAGAGUAAGAGUAUCAACAGCAUUCGUUUUCGAAGGGGUUUAGAUUUACCUCGUCGAAGACGAGUUUAUAAAAAGGCAAGUACAUUAGAAAAACGGGUGAUUGCGGUCAUUGUGUUCACGGAGAACCAGUCGUUUUGGGGAGUUAUGUCAAACUUUCCUGCGCUAAAUUGAAUUUCCACUGGAAGGAGGCUUGUUCAGGUGAGUCGGUAUCCCGAAUAUCUAAGUCACGUUGUGGUGGCCUCCCGAUAUGUGUUCGAGAUCAAGGAUCCGCUGAUGAAGUCUGAUUUGGGUAGCUGCGCU
Messenger RNA from Amoebophrya sp. A25, 2242 nucleotides. Lineage: Eukaryota; Dinophyceae; Syndiniales; Amoebophryaceae. The record is from the annotation of a GenBank genome assembly.